This is a messenger RNA of Cucurbita maxima (winter squash), 523 nucleotides long. RefSeq names its product ubiquitin-related modifier 1 homolog 2. Gene Ontology annotation, molecular function: protein tag activity. Gene Ontology annotation, cellular component: cytoplasm; nucleus. Gene Ontology annotation, biological process: protein urmylation; tRNA thio-modification. NCBI's taxonomy places the organism in Eukaryota, Viridiplantae, Streptophyta, Magnoliopsida, Cucurbitales, Cucurbitaceae. The record is from RefSeq and is a predicted model, not a curated record. The transcript is spliced from 4 exons. Bases 48 to 347 code for a protein of 99 amino acids.
UUUGUCUUCUCUGUAGGGUUUUAGGGUUCCGGGGAAGAAAAUUGAAAAUGCAACUAACCCUUGAAUUUGGUGGGGGAUUGGAGUUGCUAUGUGACUCUGUGAAGAUCCAUAAUGUCAGCAUCAAUCCUGAAAAUGGAGUGGGAAAGUUAGUCAUGAAAGAUUUGCUCUCUUGGGUCCGUUCUAAUUUGAUCAAGGAACGGCCAGAAAUGUUUAUGAAAGGCGACACCGUAAGACCUGGUGUUCUGGUGCUUGUAAAUGAUUGUGAUUGGGAGCUGAGCGGGCAGCUUGACACAACAUUGGAAGAGAAAGAUGUGGUUGUGUUCAUAUCCACCUUGCAUGGAGGCUAACUUCAUCAGGAAUGUCUUUUUCUGCUUCUAUCUACUAAAUACUUGUCUAAGAUGAUAUGGUACUACGCCAUUUUAACCUUUAAAAUCUGUAUUUUCCACCUGAAAUUCGUCCGACCAUAUGAUAAUCAGAUUUUGCAAGAAGCAAGAAUGAAUAAAGGUGGCUACCAAUUACAAAA